UCGUUAUUAUAUGUCGUUUGUCGUACUUGUCUGCUGUUCCGUUUUCGUAAAUUAACUAUAAAUUAAAUAAAACAAUCUUAUAAAAUAUAACCACUAUAGGUUUUAAUAAUUAAUAUUUAUAUUAUUGAUUAAAAAUAAUUAUAAUUUUUAAGUGUUUAAUUUUCUUCGAAUUAUUGCAUCUAUCAAAAUUAAUUGAAUUUAAGCUAUCAAAUCUCAAAUACGUUACGCUACAAAAUUAAAUUAUUCUAAUAGUUAUUGUUAAAGAUAAUUUAGAAAAAUCUAACAGUAUGUAUAGUUUCUAUCAAUAACAUUUGCCAACCUCAUCAGAGUCUUCUAUAGAGAGAGAUGAACAUCAGGGAAAUUUUCUUAAGCUUAUUCUGUUAAGGACUAUUUACGUACAAUGAGAUCAUGGUUUGGUCUUUUAUGCCUAAGCAUUGUCACAUUGUGCGUUGGACAGCGUCAACGUCCAAUUUAUAUGAAUCAAUUUGCUGUUCACAUACCUGAAGGUUCUGAGCAUGCUGAACGAAUUGCUCUUAAACAUGGUUUUAACAAUAUAGGACAGAUUGGAAGUUUAGAAGGUUAUUAUCUUUUCGAACAUAAACAUGUACACAAACGAUCACUUGAUUCCAGUAGUAUUCAUCACGAAAAGCUUAUGGAAGAACCCGAGGUGCAUUGGGUACAGCAGCAACAUGAAAAAAAAAGGCGAAAACGUGAUUUUCCCGGGCCAAACUUGCCGUCUACAGUUUUUGCUGGCUCUGAUUUUUUUCAGCAACAAACUCCGACCGGACAUUUGCCUCCCCACGCUCAAGGACAAUCAUUUAGACGUAUCGGCAACGUCCAAAAUGUAUUUUCUGAUCCGCUUUUCAAAGAGCAAUGGUAUUUGAACGGAGGUGCUCUCGACGGAUUCGACAUGAAUAUGGGACCGGCUUGGCAGAAAGGAUAUACAGGCAAAAACGUUGUCGUUUCUAUACUUGACGACGGUAUUCAAACUAAUCAUCCUGAUUUAGCACACAAUUAUGACCCUAGUGCCAGUACAGACAUAAAUGAUAACGACGACGAUCCUAUGCCACGGGAUAAUGGAGAUAACAAACAUGGUACAAGAUGCGCUGGUGAAGUAGCGGCCAUUGCAUUCAAUCAGUAUUGUGGAAUCGGAGUCGCAUUUAAUGCCAGUAUCGGAGGAGUGAGAAUGUUAGACGGAACUGUAAACGACGCAGUCGAAGCUCGUGCAUUGGGUUUAAACAUCAAUCACAUAGACAUCUAUAGCGCAUCGUGGGGUCCUGAAGAUGAUGGAAAAACUGUUGACGGACCUGGUCCUCUGGCCAGAAGAGCGUUUAUUUAUGGUGUAACUUCAGGACGCCAUGGAAAAGGAUCAAUUUUUGUCUGGGCUUCUGGUAAUGGAGGUCGACAUACGGACUCUUGUAACUGUGAUGGAUACACUAACAGCAUUUUCACAUUAUCAAUAUCCAGUGCUACACAAGGAGGGUAUAAACCUUGGUAUUUGGAAGAGUGUUCGUCGACGUUAGCCACCACUUACAGUUCCGGUACGCCUGGUCAUGAUAAGAGUGUGGCCACUGUUGAUAUGGACGCUAAACUUCGACCAGAUCAUAUUUGCACUGUUGAACACACUGGCACGUCGGCUUCAGCGCCAUUGGCCGCAGGGUUGUGCGCAUUAGCAUUGGAAGCUAAUCCAUCGCUCACGUGGAGAGACAUGCAGUAUAUAGUUGUACUCACAUCAAGAUCUAAACCACUGGAGCACGAGAGCGGGUGGAUAUAUAACGGGGUCGGUCGAAAAGUGAGUCACAAAUUCGGUUAUGGUCUCAUGGACGCUGGUGGAAUGGUUACUUUAGCCGAACAAUGGACUACCGUGCCACCGCAACACAUCUGCAAAUCCCAAGAAAUCGCAGAAGAAAGGCAAAUCGACCCCUCUUAUGAAAGCACAUUGACUGUGUCGAUGGAAGUAGGGGGCUGUCAAGGGACUCUUAACGAAGUGCGUUUCGCCGAACACGUCCAAUGCAAAAUAUCAUUGAGGUUUUUCCCUAGAGGUAAUCUUCGCAUUGAUCUCACUUCUCCUCUCGGUACCACAUCGACGUUACUCUUUGAACGUCCUCGGGACGUUGUCAGCUCCAAUUUCGACGACUGGCCUUUCCUCAGCGUACAUUUUUGGGGUGAGAAAGUAGACGGCACUUGGACUAUGCACAUACACAACAGCGGAAACCGUCACGUCAACCAGCCUGGUAUAUUAAAAAAAUGGCAGCUCAUUUUCUAUGGCACAGCUACCAACCCAAUCAGACUGCGAUCGCCACAACCUACACCGCCAUCGCCACCAUUCGCCAUAUCACAACAACAGCAGCAAGUACCCAAAAAUUUUCAAUUGGAUGGUCAACAGUCCAUCAACUCGCCCGCCGCAUACCAAACGAGCUUCAUAUCUGAUAUACUACAACGGGUCGGAUUCCCUCCCGCCAACAUCCCCGACGUGUUCGCAGCAGGCAGUGAUAUUGAGCCUUCGGUUACAUCACUGACAAGCGCCAGGUCCAACUCGCAGGUCCUCCUCGAACGACCCAUUGACGGACAAACGAUUUUACACGAUUGUGACCCUGAAUGCGAUUCUCUCGGGUGUUAUGGCAAAGGGCCUACUCAAUGCGUGGGUUGUCGAAACUUUAAACUUGACAACACUUGUGUCAGCCGUUGUCCGCCGCGUAGUUUCCCAAACAAAGGCGGCGUGUGUUGGCCGUGUCACGAGUCUUGCGAGACAUGUGCCGGCGCAGGACAAGACAGUUGUUUGACUUGUGCUCCGGCUCAUCUACGAGUCACCGAUUUGGCCGUGUGUCUCCAACAGUGUCCGGACGGGUAUUUCGAAAACACUGAAGAAGGAACUUGCGUGGCUUGUGGACCCAAUUGUGGUAGCUGCGAAGGUAGACCCGAUCUUUGCACCAGCUGCGAACAUCAUCUAGUCUUGCACAACAACCAGUGUUAUGCCAAUUGUCCGGUCAACACGUACGAAACUGACGACUACAGGUGCAACCCCUGCGACUCGAAAUGCGAAACGUGCACUGGUCCCAAAUCCGAUCAAUGUAUAACAUGCAAAACCGGAUUUUUCGAACUUGGAGGAACAUGUCAUUCCAAGUGCCCUGACUUUUACUAUCCAGACCAAAAACGUCACGAAUGCUUGGCCUGUCCGACAGGUUGCGUGACUUGUAACUCUACGGUGUGUAACGAGUGCGACGAAAGUUUUACCCUAAACAAGAAGGGUCGUUGUAUUAAAAACGGAAGUCAACAAUGUCAAUCAGUAGGCCAGUUUUGGACAGGCGUCAAAUGCCAAUCGUGCCACGAUUCGUGUGAGACUUGCAACGAUCGGUCGGAACAGAACUGUUUGUCGUGUCGCGCUCCAACCCUGUUCCAGGCGCCCGGUUCUUGCGUCGAUCAGUGUUCCGCUGGUUUCUACCCGGACCUCAGAUUCGGAAAUUACGCCACUUGCCAACCGUGUCCGCAUCCAUGCGUCGAAUGCGUGUCCCGUACCAACUGUACGUCUUGUCAUUCGCCUUUGCUUUUGCAAACCGGUCAGUGUCGGACUACUUGCGCCCCCGGUUAUUAUAGCGACGUAGGAUCAUGCGCAAAAUGUUAUUUGAGUUGUAUGACAUGCAGUGGCCCUCGCCGGGAUCAGUGUGUCAGUUGUCCGCGUGGAUGGCAGUUAGCCGCCGGGGAGUGUCACCCGGAAUGUCCACAAGGAUUUUUCAUGUCAGAUUUCGGUUGCCAGAAAUGCCAUCAUUACUGUAAAACUUGCAAAGGCGAAGGUCCUCUCCAGUGCACAUCGUGCCCACCGCAUUUCAUGUUAGAAGACGGCCUUUGCUCCGAGUGCUCAGGAUCACAGUAUUACGAUCCUCCUACACAACUAUGCAAACCGUGCCAUUCGUCGUGUCGGGCCUGUUCGGGUCCCGGCCCGUUUAGUUGCUCGUCGUGUAUGUAUCCUCUUCACUUUGACCGCAAAAACUCACAAUGCGUCCCUUGUUGUGGCGCACAUCACCUCCGUGACGGCUGCUGUGCGUGCAACAACGAAACUGGCGAGUGUCACAAUGACACUCCGGCCGAAAAACGGCGGACAUCGGUAGAUUUGGAAUUGGAAACUGUAGUCAUGCAAACGGACCAACAGAGAAUGAGUUUGGUGAAUGGCACUACUGCUGCCUACUUGGUGGUCGCAUUGUUCGCGGCUGUGAUGGCCACUUUAUUGUUGGUGAAACGCAACCGAAGAGAACAUUUAGGAUACACUAAGUUAUUGUUACCACAGAACGAAAUGAACAUGGAAGAAAACAGCGAGAGUAGCAAAGAACUUUUUACCGAAACGUGACUGUCAAACUAAGUACAACCGUAUCAUUGAACUUAAUUUACACAACCAAAUGAUUGUGGUCCUAAAAAAAUAUGUAUAUAACUAUAAUGUUAAUCAUUUGAAAAACCAUUUAAUUUUACGUUGAACAAUCUAACUUUUUUUAGUAGAAAUUGUUUCCUAAUUAAUUUUUAUUACGGUUUUAAACAAAUUUAUCUACUUAAAAUAUAAAUUAUAAAUUUUUAUUUUUAUUCCUCGUUCCUUUAUUGAUGCUAUCUAUCAACAAUAUAUCUCAAAAUAUAUACCAUUCCUUUAUAUUCUUUUUUUUUAGUCAUUCGUAUUUAUUUUUAAAUUUUAGCGCUCUCUAUAACCAAUUUGCCAUUAGUUUACUGUCUUAAUUUUUCAAUGUUAUUUGUACUAAGAGACCAUAAACAUCAUUUUCUA
Daktulosphaira vitifoliae (grape phylloxera) is the source of this 4762-nucleotide messenger RNA. RefSeq names its product furin-like protease 2. The record is from RefSeq and is a predicted model, not a curated record. Gene Ontology annotation, biological process: protein processing. Lineage: Eukaryota; Metazoa; Arthropoda; Insecta; Hemiptera; Phylloxeridae. Bases 401 to 4342 code for a protein of 1313 amino acids. Gene Ontology annotation, cellular component: trans-Golgi network; Golgi membrane. Gene Ontology annotation, molecular function: serine-type endopeptidase activity. The transcript is spliced from 21 exons.